GCCAUCGCGCCGGGCUCCUGGGGCCGCUGCGCCGAAGGAACGCAGGCUGGCGGCCGCGACGUACCGUUCCUGAGAGGCGAGUUGUAGCGGCCCGGCUCGUGUACGCACGCAGCUGCGUUCCGAGGUGUGGAGUCUGGCUAAGAUCCCAGAGCAUAUUGUCAUCCCUGGUCUGUCUCCCUCGGAGCCUCAAUCCCGUGAACUCACCCUUCACAACAGGCGCCUUGCAUGUUUGGAAAGAUGCUGCCUUUGGGGAAAGCGUUUGCCACCCCCAGGAACUCCCCAACUCCCCUGGAAUUGCCCACACCGGAGUCAACAGCUGGGGACCAGUAGGAGGGGCCCAAGACCAACCCUGGAAGGGCUCCUGCUGACCUCGAGUUCUCCUGCCUCCACUUCUGGAACUUUGUCUACCAGGAGGUGGCUCGGUCCCACCAGGCCCUGGCCCGGCUCCGGGACCUGUGUUGAGAGUGGCUGCAGCCUGAGGUGCACUCCGAGGAACACAUGAUGGAGCUGCUGGUGAUGGAGCAGUUCUUGGGCAUCCUACUCCACAAGCUCCAGCCCAGGGUGGUGGCAGAGCAGCCCAAGAGCUGCAAGAAGGCAGCCUCCCUGGUGGAGGACCUCACCAAGGCCCUGGCGGAGCCAGGUGGGCCGGUGAGAGCCAGCGAAGACCUGGAACCCAGUAAGACCCAGGCACCCCCGAGACCUGUGAGUGACCAACCAGCUCUUGGGUUCUAUAAUGAAGCAUUAGCGGCCACUCACGGCUGAAGGUCCUCAACAGUGAUUAACUCCACACUUCCCUACUGUCUGGAUGAGCUGAUAUCCCGGGAUGGAUGACCCAGAGCUCGGUAUUCCCACAAUCAUUUCCGUAAAUGUGAACUCUCUGUGGGGGUGUGAGGAGUUUGCUGAGCAUGAAGUCUUGUGUAUAAUGUUUGUGUUGUUUCUCAGGAGUAUGACUGGGUCAAAUCUAGUAAGCGAUGCGUUAUGGCUUAAGGCUUUGCUGGGUCCCGGAACAUGUGGAGUGGGUCUACCCAGCAUGAGUUCUCUGGUGCUUGGUAAGGGAGGAGCUGUGUGUGAAGGCUUUCCCACAGUCCCUGCACUCAUAUGGCUUCUCUCCUGUGUGGAUCCUCCGGUGCUGAGUGAGGUGGGUGCUCUGCCUGAAGGAUUUUCCGCAAUCCUGGCACUCAUAGGGCUUUUCCCCAGUGUGUGUCCUCUCGUGCUGGCUGAGCGAUGAGCUGUGGCUGAAGGAUUUUCCACAUUCAUUGCACCCAUAGGGUUUCUCCUUGGUGUGAAUCCUCUGGUGUUCUAUGAGGAGGGAGCUCUGGCUGAAGGCCCUGCCACACUCGUUACACUCGUAGGGCUUCUCUCCCGUGUGGAUCCUCUGGUGUUGAAUGAGUGGAGCAAGCUGGCUGAAGGCUCUGCCACACUCGUUACACUCGUAGGGCUUCUCCCCGGUGUGGAUCCGCUGGUGUUUGGUCAGGGACGAGCUGUGGCUGAAGGCCUUCCCGCACUCGCUACACUCAUAGGGCUUCUCCCCGGUGUGGAUUCUCUGGUGCUGAGUGAGGUGUGUGCUCUGCCGGAAGGCCUUCCCGCACUGACUGCACGAGUAGGGCUUCUCACCCGUGUGCGUCCGCUCGUGCUGGCUAAGCGACGAGCUGUGACUGAAGGUUUUCCCACACUCGUUGCACCCGUAGGGCUUCUCUCCUGUGUGGAUCCUCCGAUGCUCGGUCAGGAGCGUGCUCUGGCUGAAGGCCUUCCCGCACUCGCUGCACUCAUAGGGCCGCUCGCCUGUGUGUGUCCUCUGAUGCUGUAUCAGUGGUGUGAUCUGGGUGAAGGCUUUUCCACAUGCCUGGCACUCGUAGGGCUUCUCCCCCGUGUGGAUCCGCUGGUGUUUGGUCAGGGACGAGCUGUGGCUGAAGGCCUUGCCGCAUUCUCCACACUGGUAGGGCUUCUCCCCAGUGUGGAUUCGCAGGUGCUGGGUGAGGUGGAUGCUCUGCCGGAAGGCCUUCCCGCACUGACUGCACGUGUAGGGCUUCUCACCUGUGUGCGUCCGCUCAUGUUGGCUGAAGGAGGACCUAAAACUGAAGGAUUUUCCACAUUCACUGCACUCGUAGGGCUUCUCACCUGUAUGAGUUCUCUGGUGCUGGAUCAGUGGGGCAAUUUGGUUGAAGGUCCUCCCGCACUGAGUGCACUUAUAAGGCUUCUCACCAGUGUGGAUUCUCUGGUGUUUGGUAAGCGCUGAGCUGUUUCGGAAGCCUUUUCCACAUUCAUGACAUUCGUAAGGUCUCUCUCCCGUGUGUGUUCGGUGGUGUUCGAUGAGUGCUGAGCUGUGACUAAAGGCCUUUCCACAUUCCUGACAUCUGUAGGGCUUCUCUUUUGCACAGGUUUUCUGUUGAGUAUCUGAGUCCGGAUUCUCCCUCUUUCCAUGUGUUCCCCACAUGGGGGGGCCUUGCCUUUUAGGAGUCAUUGGUUGAGUUGGGAGAUCAGGCCUCAGACUCAAGUUUUCCCCAAACCCAUUCCCCUGCUGCUGCUCCUGAGUGGGUGUCUUCACAGGCAUGAAGGCAGUCUGCACCACAUGGCUGUCUGGCCUCUUGCGACCCUGUUCCCAGUGGCCCUCAGCAUUUUCACCCUUGGAGUUCCACAGACUUUCCCACAGGAGCCUUUCUACCAGGGCAUUAUUGGGUAUUUCUUCAGUUAUGUCUUGCUUCACAGUUGAUAGUUUGGUUUGUCUAGUUUCAAAGUCUGAAAGAAACAGAAAAAUGGAAAUGUCCCUUAAUCCCAGUUCUGGGGGAAGAGUUUGUGGUGGCUGGGUGGGUGGAUGGAAGAAUAAAACUGAUGGUUUUGAAAGGUCCAA
This is a messenger RNA of Balaenoptera ricei (Rice's whale), 2848 nucleotides long. Its product is annotated as zinc finger and SCAN domain-containing protein 18-like. The transcript is spliced from 4 exons. Lineage: Eukaryota; Metazoa; Chordata; Mammalia; Artiodactyla; Balaenopteridae. The coding region runs from base 499 to 762 and encodes 87 amino acids. The record is from RefSeq and is a predicted model, not a curated record.